AUGUCGUCGGUAUCGGCCCAGGGGGUCGUGGAGCGCGCGUCCGCGGAGCUGUCGCGUCGUAUAACGGGGCUAGGAUUGCGGGGACGCAAGCGGUCGCCGGGCGUAGUGGAACGGGUAGCCAACGCAUUGUGCGGCCCCGCCGCGGCCACCGCGCCCCGCGUGCCGCGCCGCCGCCGCCCCUCACCGCGCCCGCUCGUAUGCACGAAAUGGCGGGACCUGUUAUACUCGUCGCCUCGAUGGUGGGCGGGCUUGGUCGCAUCUGUGGACUGUAGAGAAGUGCGUGCUACCACUGGCUGUUGUACGCAGCGAUUCUACAACUCUCUAGUUCGUCGCGGAAUACGUGGCGUCCUUCUAAUAUCCGCUGCAGACGACGACAUAAACGAAUUCAUAAGGCAAUUCCCGCUGUCCGCGCACCACGUGCAUGCGAUCAGCUUGAAAGGUUGCACGAUCACCGACAGAGGGCUGGAAGCUAUACUGGACCAUUUACAGGUUCUGUUUGAGCUAGAAUUAACUGGAUGCAAUGAAAUAACUGAGGCUGGUUUGUGGGCAUGUCUAACACCACGAAUUGUCUCACUCACGCUUACUGACUGCAUUAAUAUUGCUGAUGAGGCUGUGGGUGCCGUAGCUCAACUGUUACCGUCUUUAUACGAGUUCUCGCUGCAAGCGUACCACGUGACCGACGCAGCUCUAGGCUAUUUCUCACCGAAACAGAGCGCGUCGCUCAGCGUGCUGCGCCUACACAGCUGCUGGGAGCUCACUAACCAUGGGGUCGUCAACAUCGUGCAUUCGCUGCCAAAUCUUACGGUGCUAUCCUUGAGCGGAUGCAGCAAAGUCACUGACGAGGGCGUCGAACUACUGGCGGAGAAUCUGCCGCGACUGCGCAGCCUAGACCUGAGCUGGUGUCCGCGGGUCACGGACAACGCGCUCGAAUAUAUCGCCUGCGACCUCAACCACCUCGAGGAGCUCACGCUCGACAGGUUGCCCACUGUUAACGUCGGGGGGACUAUCGAGUCUAAUACAGCUACGACAAUUGCGAGAGUUGGAGCUUACGAACUGUGCAGGAGCGUCGCCCGAAUUGUUCGACUAUCUACGCGAGCACCUGCCUCGAUGCCAGAUCAUCGAGUAGAUCAUCAAGCGAAUCGUAUUGUCAACUCAACAUAUGGGAUAUGUGAACGCUCAUGGAAUACCAAAGCGCCUUCUCGUGAGUACUUCGAGUUAGCCUUCUUGUUUGCUAUGAUGAUGACAUUACAGAAUACGGGUCCACAUAUGCUGACACCUAUUUCUAUAGAAUUAAAAAUAGAAACCCAAUUACUAGCAUAUACAAAUUAAACUAAUUAAUAAAGCUGAUUGGAAACGCCUAGUCUAUAAUAAAAAGCAUUCAAGACCUAUUUAUAUGAUUGCCAUUAAACAAAGUUUCAUCAAAAUGUGUACUCAUGCUUAAUAAUGAUUACUGUGAUCAAAUAAUAAGAUGCUCGUGCGUCAUUUUAAUUUUUUAUCAAUUACGAUAAUCUUGUAAGAAAAUAUCUACUUACAUCACAUUAUCACGUCGACAGCUUUAAAAAUACUGGAAAGUAUUUCCAUCAAAUUGUAUAUGAAGGGAGUGGCAUGAACAAUUUUAUAUGAUUUGCAUAUAAGGGUUCUUUAGACCCCCACUUUGUUUUAUAUUACUUUAUAUAAAUUUUAUAAAAUCAUUAAUUAUGUAAAUGAAACGUAUUUUAAUUUCCUAUAGUUUUUAAAUAACUAUUCUAUUAUUGUGUCUAAUCAUAGUUUUUAACGAUGACUUGAGGCCUACAAGUCGUCCUGUUUAUUCCUAACCAUUUGCUCAAAUUGUUUCAUAUGCCACGGGAAACAGUGUAUACAACUACGACUUCUUUUGUGGUGUAUUUUUUUAUGUAUGUUUUAAGUACCUAUUGAUAUUAUAAUGUGUGCCCUAAUUUAGUUGUCGGAUCAUAAAAGAAGUCGUUAGUUAUUUAGUACAUUAUGUACAAUUGUAUGUGUAAGUAGACGUAAAUGCGAAAACCUUUAUUUAUACAAGGAUCUCUUACACUUGUUUUUUUUUAUAAUCGAUUUUAUGCUCUUUGUAGAGUACGGUUUAUUCUUUGCAUGUCUAAUCACAUUACAUGCAAUAUAAAUAAUACUUAUUUUCCUUUCUAAUACUUAUGUAUUUUAAACGGAGUAAUAUUGUCUCAAGAUAAAAUUCAUUCCUUGUUUCUUAUUCUUGACGAAAUGGUUGUAGAUCUUUAAAUGUGUGUUCUAUCAUUUAUUCUAUUAUCGUAAUAAGUUUGUGUUCAUUUAUAUUGCGUGUAUUACUGUAAGAUUUCCUUUAAAAUCUAGUCCACCCAUCUCUGACUUGAGUGUUACUGAAAGCAUGGUUAAUUCAGAAUUUCUUGUACUGAAAUAAAUUACUGAUAGUUUAAGAAAGCAACAAAAAAUAAAUGAUGCUUUAUUUAAUAUAUUAUUUUUCAAAGAUCUCUAUUCAUAUUGUAUAAUUUUUCUUCUAGUCAAACCUUUUUUUUAUAUUUUCAUGUCUUUUAUGUAAGUAUUUGUAUUUAUUACUUAAAUAUAUGUACAUUAUUAUGAGAAAAAAAUCUUAUAUUAGAAAAAUUAACAAAUAUUAAAAUCAUGAAUAAAACAUCCUAAAAUAUCAACUUGUAACUCAAUUCAACAAUUUAUAAAAAGUGUUCAAAUAAUUUUUGUGUUGACGACUAACAAAACAAUUUAAUAUUAUUAUUUCUUCAGUCACUUUAAGAUGUAGAGACAUGACAAAGCCUCAUCCUCUUUAGUAAGUAGUUAGACAAAAUAAGCUGACUUUAAUCCUAGUAAUUUAGCACUUUGCAUAGAAGUGGAAAUGUAGAUCCCAUUUCAUCCAUUACUUGUUUUAAUGUACCUUGAAGGCUGACCUACGCAUUUUUCAUAUUCAGCGUGAUUUUAUUUAAAGAUCGAGCUUAUCUUAUAUCAUUUACUGCUAUGCCGUCCAACUAAGAGUCACAAAAAGAGUGCGUGGAAAAGUGAUGAAUGUGAUUUCCAAGAAAAAGUGUACCGUUUUACAGUAUGUUAAACUGCUAUGUAGCUAUUUUUGUAGGAAGCGCUCAUGUGUGUUGUGGAAUAUGCGUUCAUUAAAUGGAAUAAGAGUAAAUAAAACUAGUUUUUACGGGUUAAUGCACGAAACUUUAUUUAUUU
Chilo suppressalis (striped riceborer) is the source of this 3180-nucleotide messenger RNA. Lineage: Eukaryota; Metazoa; Arthropoda; Insecta; Lepidoptera; Crambidae. The record is from the annotation of a GenBank genome assembly.